Messenger RNA from Cucurbita pepo subsp. pepo (vegetable marrow), 1417 nucleotides. Its product is annotated as SNF1-related protein kinase regulatory subunit gamma-like PV42a. The record is from RefSeq and is a predicted model, not a curated record. Gene Ontology annotation, cellular component: nucleus; cytoplasm. Lineage: Eukaryota; Viridiplantae; Streptophyta; Magnoliopsida; Cucurbitales; Cucurbitaceae.
AUGCAACAACCGACGGCCAAGAAACCCGACACCACUCAGGCGGUGGUGGACAAGAAGGUGAAAGAUCUGAUGAGGGAUUGGAGGCGGCUGGUGGAGGUGCCUUACACCGCCUCUCUAGCUCACACAAUGAACGUUCUCGUAGCCAACUGCGUCGUGGCUGUUCCCGUGGCUGCGCCGCCUGGCCACUGGAUCGGCGCUGGCGGUUCCAUGAUCAUGGAGGCUGAUAAGAGCACUGGGGUGGUAAGAAAGCAUUAUAUUGGGAUGGUCACCAUGCUUGAUAUCUUGGCUCAUAUUGCUGGCAGGGAGGAUGCUCAUGAUACUACUGGUGAUCUGCUCGAUCUCGAUCGGAAGAUGGCGGUUCCCGUAUCGUCGAUAAUUGGACAUAGUGUUGAAGGGUUGAGUCUCUGGACUUUGAAUCCUAACACCAGCAUAUUAGAUUGUAUGGAGAUAUUCAGCAAGGGGAUCCACAGGGCAUUGGUUCCCUUCGAUGGGCAGGCCGAGGAGGCCGUGGGCGUGAAGCUUGUCGAGUCGGCAACGAGUUACAUGAUGGUGACCCAAAUGGAUGUGUUGAGAUUCCUUAGAGAAAAAGCACCAGAAAUUAAAGAGAUUUUGAGACGAAGUGUGAAGGAAAUGGAAGGGAUUAAUGAGAAUGUUAUGGCCAUUACAGAUAAAACCAAACUUAUAGAAGCAAUUAAGUGCAUGAAAUCUAGCUUCCUCAAUGCAGUCCCCAUUGUUGGCGGCGACCAUGUCCACACACAGCUUAUCAUUGGAAGAGGAAGGAAGCUAGUUGGGACGUUUUCGGCAACCGAUCUGAGGGGGUGUCAGCUCGCGACGUUGCAGACGUGGCUGCAUCGGUCGGUGCUAGACUUCACCGAUGCAGUUCGAAACAGCUCGUUGUUUGAGGGGAGUGUGGCGGUCGGGAGAGAACUGGUUACAUGUCGGCCGGAAAGUUGGUUGGAGGAAGUGAUGGAGAAGGUGGUGUCAAAACAUGUGCAUAGAAUUUGGGUAAUUGAUGAACAUGGUUUGCUUCUUGGUGUUGUCUCCCUAUCAGACAUGAUUAGAGUUGUAAGGCAUUCACUUCUCUCUCAACUCCAAACCUAAUAGCCCUUGUUCUUCAUGUGUGUGUGUUUUUUUUUUAUAUUUGUUUCUUUUAAGGUUGUAUGGUUUUGUGGGGGAAAUUGUUUUCCUUAGAACUAUAUUAUUAAUUUGGAGAAGUCACAACAAUUGAUUGAAAGCUAAGCUCCUUGACUGCGUAAGGAAGCUCCGUUGGUAUCGGAGUGGCGAACGUCUCCCCUUUGCUAGCGUGCUAUUUGGUAAUCGACAGAUCUACAAUAGGCGUGCAAUUCUGAUUGAAUUGGUGCCUUUUGUAGUGAAGUUAAUGGCAUGCCCGGGAUAGCUCUCUUUUAUGUCUAGACUG